Messenger RNA from Coregonus sp. 'balchen', 13812 nucleotides. The record is from the annotation of a GenBank genome assembly. Lineage: Eukaryota; Metazoa; Chordata; Actinopteri; Salmoniformes; Salmonidae.
UUGUUGUCAUUUCUUCUGUUGUCCAGCUCCGACAGACAGUCCGGAGGUUUCCUAGCAGAGAAGCUGGCACCCAUUGCUGAUGAGAUUGACAAGAGCAAUGAAUUUGUUGGGAUGAGGGUGAGAUGCUGAAAUAUACUCUACUAUUAUGGAAGGACAGCCCUACCAUAAAAGGAUGUGGUUUUUGUGAUGUAUUCUUCUUUAACAGCCUAAUUUUAAUACACUUGCACGUGGGCAUUUCCAUCGAAACUAUCCAUGAGCACCAACAUGUGAAGUUCAUAGGAGCAUGUCAAAUCUGGUGUCAAAUGAAAGCUUAGACUAUAUAUAUUUUUUAAUUAAGGCGUAUAUACAUUUUUCUACCAUUUUAUAUCCUAAGGCUUUGAUUGCUGGUCAAACAGAUGGAAAAGGGGUCUUAGAAAAACAUCCACCAGAAAAAGUCUUAAGGUAUUAGAAAUACAUCAAAACACAAUAAUGUUGAAGUAAAGUCCUCUGACAGCUAAUAUCAACACUUAUAUUUAGUUUUGGAGAAAUGUUUUGCCUUGUUUAAGAAACAUUGCCCUGUGCCUUGAAAUUCCGUUAACCAAAAACCCACAUAUUUUAAGGAUAUUUUCAUAUUUCUCUCCCUCAUGAGUAUGAAGGAUAAUGAAAGUUCAGACAUAACCAGUAACGGUAGACCUACCAAUUAGGCUAGUUACUGUUUUUACUAUAUCUAUUUGGUUUAUGAAUGAUUAAGUGAUUUAAAACGGGUAAAAAAUUGGUAACAGCAUUUCCCAAAAAUCUGUAACGUUCACUGCAAUUGAAUUGUCUACAAUCGGAAAUCAUAGUAGUCACAAACCAUAGUUGAGUCACCUGCUAAAGUCAUCUCUUCCACUGGCAUACUGUUAUGUUAAUCUCAUAACUGUUUUCUUUCUCUCUCUGUCGUCUGGUGGUCAAAGCAAGUGUUUAAAACAGUUAAAACCCUCUCUCUGCGUCUCUUCUCUCUCCAGUUAAUGUCACCUCUGCCGGCUCCUUUUGACAGCUACCCAUGAGCCCCGUCUCUUUCCAUUUACUGUAACCAGCAUCCUUACCCACUGAGCACCAACUGACACCGGACGUAAAAAUAAAAAACUAGUUGCAAUUUGGUCAGUCCCCCCUGACCUUGAUUUCAACGUCCACAGACUUGCCUUGAUUUGGCCCAAACAUAGACGUCCAUGAUUGGUUCAGAUUUUGUCCAGGCCAGAACAAACCAAAAUUGAACUAAUCAUAGACGUCUGUGUUUCACAAGUACAGUAGAGUUCAUUACAGUACACAGCAGAGCAUACUAGAGUUCAGUACACUAUAAUGUACUGUACUCUACUGCAGUGUGUCGUGGCAGGAACUCUCAGGUGUGUCGCGAAAGUUUCAAAGUGACCUGUGAAAUGCACAAUUGAAUUUUGACUAGUGCCGGUCAGAUAAUACGACACAUGGUUACAUCUGUAUCGUUUUUUCAGUCCAGUGCGCGCCGGCUGUUGUUACAUUUGUAUAAUUUGACUUCGUCAUUAGCACAGGUAAGUCUGAUUAGGCUUAGCCAGAGUCAUUUAUUUCUUAAUACAGUGCCUUUAGAAAAUAUUCAUACCCCUUGACUUAUUCCACAUUUUGUUGCAGCCUGAAUUCAAAAUGGAUUAAAACAUGUUUUAAAUCUCACCCAUCUACACACAAUACCCCAUAAUGAAAAAGUGAUAACAUGUUUUUAGAAAUGUUUGCAAAUGUAUUGAAAAUAAAAUACAGAAAUACAGAAUUUAAGUAUUCAACCCCCUGAGACAAUACAUGUUAUAAUCACCUUUGGCAGUGAUUACAGCUGUGUCUUUCUGGGUAAGCCUCUAAGAGCUUUGCACACCUGGAUUGUAAAAUAUUUGCACAUGAUUCUUUAAAAAAUGUAUUCAAGCUCUGUCAAGUUGGUUGUUGAUCAUUGCUAGACAGCUAUCUUUUCAAGGCGAUUUAAGUCAAAACUGUAACUAGGCCACUCAGGAACAUUCAAUGUUCUGUUGUUAAUCAACUCCAGUGUAUAUUUGGCCUUGUGUUUUAGGUUAUUGUCCUGCUGAAAUGUAAAUUUGUCACCCAGCGUCUGUUGGAAAGCAGACUGAACCAGGUUUCCCUCUAGGUUUUUGCCUGUGCUUAGCUUUAGUCCAUUUCUUUUUAUCCUAAAAACUCCCUAGUGCUUGCCGAUGACAAGCAUACCCAUAUCAUGAUGCAACCACCACCAUACUUGAAAAUAUGAAGAGUGGUACUCAGUGAUGUGUUUGAUUUGGCAACGCUUUUUAUACAGGACAUUCUUUGCUGUUUUACUUUAGUGCCUUAUUGCAAACAUGACGCAUGUUUUGGAAUAAUUUUUUUCUGUACAGGCUUCUUUCUCGACACUCUGUCAUUUAGGUUAGUAUUGUGGAGUAACUACAAUGUUGUUGAUCCAUCCUCAGCUUUCUGUUAUCACAGCCAUUAAACUCUGUAACAGUUUUAAAGUCACCUCAUGGUGAAAUCCCUACGCGAUUUCCUUCCUCUCCAGCAACUGAGUUAGGAAGGACGCUGUAUCUAUGUGGUGACUGGGUGUAAUGAUACUAGGGCUGUCCCCGACUAAACACAAUCUUGGUCGACCAAGAGUCUUCUGUUCUUUCGACCAACCAAUUUUUAAACUUGUAUUUUUCGAUAUAUUGACACAUCCUAUGUGUUUUAAUUUACAUUUUACAUUUACAUUUUAGUCAUUUAGCAGACGCUCUUAUCCAGAGCGACUUACAGGAGCAAUUAGGGUUAAGUGCCUUGCUCAAGGGCACAUUUACGUCAUUUAGCAGACGCUCUAGUCCAGAGCGACUCACAAAUUGAUGCAUUCACCCUAUAGCCAGUGGGAUAACCACUUUACAAAUUUUUUUUUUGGGGGGGGGGGGGGGUAGAAGGAUUACUUUAUCCUAUCCCAGGUAUUCCUUAAAGAGGUGGGGUUUCAAAUGUCUCCGGAAGGUGGUGAGUGACUCCGCUGUGUGUGUGUGGGGGGGGGGGGGGGGGGUAGAAGGAUUACUUUAUCCUAUCCCAGGUAUUCCUUAAAGAGGUGGGGUUUCAAAUGUCUCCGGAAGGUGGUGAGUGACUCCGCUGUCCUGGCGUCGUGAUGGAGCUUGUUCCACCAUUGGGGUGCCAGAGCAGCGAACAGUUUUGACUGGGCUGAGCGGGAACUAUGCUUCCGCAGAGGAAGGGGAGCCAGCAGGCCAGAGGUGGAUGAACGCAAUGCCCUCGUUUGGGUGUAGGGACUGAUCAGAGCCCGAAGGUACAGAGGUGCCGUUCUAAUCAAAUCAACUAUAUUCACUGAGCUUGUCUGAUGCUUUAAGCACACAGUUUGAUUAAAAAAUGAAGACACACAAAUGAUUAGAGGGAGUCCGACCAGCAAUUGAUUUGAUUGUGCCAGGCCAGGCUCCUAACCAAACAUAGACGGGCCGGGCCAAAAACCAAUGUUUGUGGAUAUGGAAAUCAAGGCCGAACUGCACCGAAAAAAGAUGUCCAAAAGGCGUCGGUCUGUACUUACUGAGGGGUAGCCUACAGUGUUGCCUGCAAUGGAAUUUUAUGAAUGACCAUCCAUGUGGUAGGCCCAACGUUUGUAAAACAGGCCAUUUUAUUGGCUUUAUUAGUCCUGUGACUAAUCAAUUUGGCUAUUUAAGUUCUGAAUAUCAGCUAAUUAGCGUUAUCAAGAGGCAUCACAUGCCUAUUUGCAAUGUGUUUACACAGCGUGAAAUGCAUAAGUAUUUUCUUUUUCGCUAUGAUCAGCUUGUCAAAAAAUGUACGGAACUCACUGAUCAUGACAAUGGGGUGAAACUCCUGGACAACAGUUGUGAUUGUCCAUUCCAUAUUGUCCAUUUUACUUUGACUUGUUGCUUUGUUAACAUGACAGCUCAUUUUUUAUUUGAUUGCGCGCCAUUUAGGUUAGGCUAUUUGAUCGGCGAAACCUGCAUGAUGUAAAAAGUGUCUGUCUCAUUACAUUGGCAUACAUUUUAUCUCCAGCCUGUAGGCUACAGAAAAGGCCACAUACUAUUUCUACCAUAUCCUAUAUGUGCUACAUGAUUUAUGUUAGAUCAUUCUUUUUUACUGAAUGUUGGUGGAGCGCUGCAGAGAUGCGACUCUCCGACAGCACCCUGGAGAGGCUAAGUUAAUGCCUAAGGAAUGGUUAAGCAAAAUAGUGGCCACUGCUUAUCAAAGGGCAGCAACAGCACUCACCUAAAAAGCCCAUAUGCCACUGGUUGAGAGAAAUUGUCAUUUGUUUUUGGGCAGAAUAAUGUGAGGUUUUAUGUGUUGUUGUUGGAGGUGCAUCUUGGUCAGUUUAGUUAAGAAAAUGCGCCCUCAUCAAUCUGCCGCCUAAUCCUGCCUAAUGAGCGGGCCGGCCGUGCCUAUAGCAUAUCAUAAUCACAUCUAUAAAUUGGUUAUAACAAACUCUGAACACCGUAACACAUGUGACAGCAAAAUGGAUGCAGAGGACGUGACAAAUAAAACUCAAAACGGGUGAAUAUUUAUAGGUUGCUCAGGAAGUAAAGGGAAAGUCAGAUGUGUGGAAUAAAUGUGACUAGUUGUAGAAAAUACUGCAUACUGUGUGCCGAACAGGUGCUGUAUAGAUUACAAUAUCAUUUUUGUGAGCGUUUGGAACAAUGUAAACAACCCUAAAUAAAGUAUAAGCGUACCAGAGAGUCUGUUGUAACGUUUUUUUGUGAAUGCAAUUUCCGAAAUGGAACGGUUUAUUUAUUGUUUAAGCUAAUUAUUCAAGGCUUGCUUUAUUUUAUUUAAAAACUAAAAUGCUUGAUUGCAUUUCAAAUCAGGAAUGACUCGGAUGCUGUGUGAUGAAAUGAACUAAUGAAUGAUUGAUACAAUAGCCUAUAGAAGUAUUGAAAUAUAGGGCUAAACAGGAUGUGCUCUUAGGCCUACAGCUCGAUGGUGGUUAUACAAGGCUGCUAUACUAAGCCUACUAAUGAUAAUGUCAUUACUUAUUAUUAUAAUAGUAAUAAUAACAAUAAGGAGAUCAAGAAAAAUGAGUAUUAUUAUUAUUAAUAUUAAUAUAAUUUUCCCGAAAAUUUGGAACAGUGUAAAUACUAAAUAAAUUAUAAAUAAUACCAGAGAGGCUGUUCUAACGAAAAAAUAGUUUAAAGCCUUUAUACAGCAAAGCAAAGAUUAAAAACAGCCACAUUUGUGAAAUUGUUUACCUGACAUGUCGUUGCGUGAGGCUUGGUGCUCACGGAGGCUGUUAAACAAACAGGCAACAGAAGCAGGAUAUAUCUUAUUUCUGUAGAUACAGUGCAUUCGGAAAGUAUUUAGACCCCAUGUCUUUUUCCACAUUUUGUUAAGUUACAGCCUUAUUUUAAAAUUGAUUAAAUUACUUUUUUCCCCUCAUCAAUCUACACACAAUACACCAUAAUGACAAAGCGAAAACAGGUUUUUAGAAUUCUUUGCAAAUGUAUGAAAAACAAAUACCUUAUUUACAUAAGUAUUCAGACCUUUUGCUACGAGACUCGAAAUUGAGCUCCGGUGCAUCCUGUUUCCAUUGAUCAUCCUUGAGAUGUUUCUACAACUUGAUUGGAGUCCAUCUGUGGUAAAUUCAAUUGAUUGGACAUGAUUUGGAAAGGCACACACCUGUCUAUAUAAGGUCCCACAGUUGACAGUGCAUGUCAGAGCAAAAAUCAAGCUAUGAGGUCGAUGGAAUUGUGUCGGCACAGAUCUGGGGAAGGGUACAAAAUAAUGUCUGCAGCAUUGAAGGUCCUUAAGAACACAGUUGCCUCAAUCAUUCUUAAAUGUAAGAAGUUUGGAACCAUCAAGAUUCUUCCUAGAGCUGGCCGCCCGGCCAAACUAAGCAAUCGGGGGAGAAGGGCCUUGGUCAGGGAGGUGACCAAGACCCUGAUGGUCACUCUGACAGAGCUCCAGAGUUCCUCUGUGGAGACGGGAGAACCUUCCAGAAGGACAACCAUCUCUGCAGCGCUCCACCAAUCAGGCCUUUAUGGUAGAAUGGCCAGACGGAAGCCACUCCUCAGUAAAAGGUACAUGACAGCCCGCUUGGAGUUUGCCAAAAGGCACCUAAAGGACUCUCAGACCAUGAGAAACCAGAUUCUCUGGUCUGAUGAAACCAAGCUUGAACUCUUCGGCCUUAAUGCCAAGCAUCACAUCUGGAGGAAACCUGGCACCAUCCCUACGGUGAAGCAUGGUGGUGGCAGCAUCAUGCUGUGGGGAUGUUUUUCAGUGGCAGGGACUGGGAGACUAGUCAGGAUCGAGGGAAAGAUGAAUGGAGAAAAGUACAGAGAGAUCCUUGAUGAAAACCUGCUCCAGAGCGCUCAGGACCUCAGACUGGGGUGAAGGUUCACCUUCCAACAGGACAUCGACCCUAAGCACACAGCCAAGACAACGCAGGAGUGGCUUCGGGACAAGUCUCUGAAUAUAUACGUGAGUGGCCCAGCCAGAGCCCGGACUUGAACCCGAUCAAACUUCUCUGGAGAGACCUGAAAAUAGCUGUGCAGCAACGCUCCCCAUCCAACCUGACUGAGCUUGAGAGGAUCUGCAGAGAAGAAUGGGAGAAACUCCCCAAAUACAGGUGUGCCAAGCUUGUAGUGUCAUACCCAAGAAGACUCGAGGCUGUAAUCGCUGCCAAAGGUGCUUCAACAUAGUACUGAGUAAAGGGUCUGAAUACUUAUGUAGAUGUGAUAUUCAGUUUUGUAUUUGUAAUACAUUUGCAAACAUUUCUAAAAACCUGAUUUUGCUUUGUCAUUAUGGGGUAUUGUGUGUAGAUCAAUGACAAGAAGAAAAAAUAUGGCGGUAACGUAACAAAAUGUGGAAAUAGUCAAGGGGUCUGAAUAAUUUCCGAAUGGACUGUUAACUGUUAAAAGCCGGGCACAUUUAGCAGCUAGGCUAUUGAUUAUAGACAUAAUUAAGUUGGGGUUUCCUCUCUCCUCACUUUUCUUAGACAAUAAGGCAAGGGCUGUUUUCUCAUCUCCUCAUUCUGCUGCUGCCUCCGCCGCAUUGUUCUCAACACCAAUAUGAUGGUUAACUUUGCUACAUUGUCUAGGAAAAGGCGGCAAUUCAACAGCGCGCUGAUGUGUUUCAGAACCGUGGACAGCGACCACUAUCCAAUGAGGGAGAAAGGGCAUUUGUAAUAAAACCAAUAUUAUUUGUAUUAGUGUUGCACCAUUGUUCUUAUGUAAUAUAACCAUAUACAAUGUCAGUAGCACGUCUUAGACUGAUGGACUGUGCCAUCCCCACGGCCUCCACAAUGGAUCAGUCCACUCAGACAGGCGCAAAUCAGACAGGUGUCUUGUACACCAUGAUAUUAUUAUUAUUAUUGUUAUUAUUAUUUCUUUUUAUAUAUAUUUUUUGCUACUGCUCGACUAAAGAAAUCUCGGUCCACCAACAGCCUAUCGACCAAACAAUCGACCAGUCGACUAAAUGGGGUCAGCCCUAAUUGAUACACCAUCGAAAGUGUAACAACUUCACCGUGCUCAAAGGGAUAUUUAAUGUGUGCUUUUUUUUUUUUUUUUACCCAUCUACCAGUAGGUGCGCUUCUUUGUGAGGGAUUGGAAAACCUCUCUGGUCUUUGUGGUUGAAUUUGUGUUAGAAAUUCACUGCUCGACUGAGGGACCUUACAUAUAAUUGUAUGUGUGGGGUACAGAGAUGAGGUAGUCAUGCAGAAUUCAUGUUAAACAACACUAUUAUUGCACACAGAGUGAGUCCAUGCAACUUAUGUGACUUGUUAUGCAAAUGUUUACUCCUGAACUUAUUUAGGCAUGCCAUAACAAAGGGGUUGAAUACUUAUUGACUCAAGACAUUUCAGCUUUUCAUUUUUUAUUAAUUUGUAAACAUUUCUAAAACAUAAUUCUACUUUGACAUUAUGGGGUAUUGUGUCUAGGCCAGUGACACAACAUCUCAAUUUAAUCCAUUUUAAAUUCUGGCUGUAACACAACAAAAUGUGGAAAAAGUAAAGGGGGUGUGAAUACUUUCUGCAGUGUUUUUUUUUGUUGUUGUUGCAGUAUGGAUCAGAUGACCAUUAAAUGCAUUUAUGGGACCAUUUUAGGUGUGCAGCAGAAUUUUGUAUCCCAUCAAGGUGUGCCACGGUUAAAAAAGGUUGGGAACCACUGCUCUACUCUACUGAACUAUCCAAUAAUACCACAACUAAGGGCUGGAGUGCCUGGACACAGCCCUUAGCCGUGGUAUAUUGGCCAUAUAUCACAAACCCCAGAGGAGCCUUAUUGCUAUUAUAAACUGGUUACCAAUGUAAUUAGAACAGUAAAAAUACAUGUUUUGGCAUACCCGUGGUAUACGAUCUGAUAUACCACGGCUGUCAGCCAAUCAGCAUUCAGGACUCAAACCACCCAGUUUAUCGUGUACUUUAUAAAACGUGUUGUUUGUAUGCUGAUUGGUUGACAUGUGUGAGUUGUGGGACAACAACUCCCGCAAAAUACCAUCCUUUCCUGGUGUCUUAUGAAAGACUGAGUUCACAACGUCCAACAACGUCUACGUGGGCAAAGUCAAGCAGCUGCGGCGACAGGGGUAGGACAAAACACAUCAUGCAUUAAAAAAAAAAGAUGACAAUUAUAUGAAGUAUGCUACAAUGAUGUAUAACGAGCAAGUACUCUUCUGUACUUUAAUGUCCAAACAUAGACGUCUAUGAUUGGUUCAGAUUUGGUCCGGACCAAGCAAAUCUGGUCUUUGAGGGCGGAGCUUAUUAAAAUAAUAAUACCCAAAUAUGCAAAGGAGGAUAUUGCAUAUUUGUACCUUUUUUGUGUACCUAUUUAGAAUACAUCACCAUGAAGGGAAUAUGCAUAAUUAUGGAUUUCUGCCUAGUACAGAUCAGGGACCCAUGAUGAAAUUCCGUUACCGCAAUUCUGUUACCGGGUGUUAAGCCACUUCACUUACUGUAGUUCAAUAACCAAAAUAUGUUUUUUUCAUGGUGUCAUGUCAUAGCUGACACCCCAUUGUUUCUGCAGACAUCUUUGAAUCUUAAUUCGGAACAGAGUUUUUGGAAAACGUGGUCACAAACUGAGGGGGAUUUUACUGAAAUUGUAUUUUACCAAACUUUGCAUCUGCACAGUUCUUCCAGUGUAAAUUGUUAAAAGUAGUCCUUGUGCAUAGAGUUGUAUGUUUUGUUAAACUUUGAAAUCAAUGGUUUUUGUUUGACAUGAAGUUUUAAGUGAAAAAUCUGAGUCUCAACGCAAUUGUGUUACCGUGUCUUACUGUGGGCUGCACUGCUAACAGGAUGAUCCAUCCUAAAAUGAAUAUCAAGAUUUUAUUACAAUACAAUGACCUAAGUCAUAAAAGACUGGACAUUGUAUAACCACAGUAUUACAAUAAAUGUAGGCCUGCCUUUACUGUGUAUUUUGCGACUGAAAACAAACUUUGUAAGACCACUGGUUUACACCUGGUAACAUCUUGGGUUGUUUUUUAAUGCAGGACUAUUGGAAGGACAUGGGCGACAUGGGACUUCUGGGUAUCACUGCCCCACGUAAGAGAUGGAUAUUGUUUUCAAUUGAUGUGUUACCAUAUCUUUACAUGUAAUUUAUGAUUUCAUUUUGCCAGGUGUACACUAGUCUUCCAUUAGUUUCACUAAUGGCCGUGAUAGUGAUCUUAUGUACAAGUAGUCACCAUAACAAUGUUAAACUCAACCCCCCCCCCCCCAGUGGAUUAUGGCGGUUCAGGAUUGGGUUACCUAGAUCAUGUGAUUGUACUGGAAGAAAUGUCGCGAGUGUCAGCAGCCGUCUCCCUCAGCUACGGGACCCACUCAAAUCUUUGUGUCAAUCAGAUGGUGCGCCAUGGCAACACGAAGCAGAAGGAAAAGUACAUGCCAAAGGUGUGGCUCAUAUUUGUUGUCCCUUACAUUCAAGCACCCUGUCUGUCCCUGACAUACAUACAGGCAGUCUCAAAGUGCAACAGCCAAUGUUAUCUCAUCUUUCUAAUAUUAUUUCCCCAGCUCAUGACAGGAGAGCACGUGGGUGCUUUGGCAAUGAGUGAGCCCAACGCCGGAUCCGAUGUGGUGUCUAUGAAACUGAAGGCCAAGAAAGAAGGUGAACCCUCUCAAGCACUCCUGAAAGCCCCUUUCCCUAGUAGCACAAGCUCACUAACUACCUUGCCAGUUCCUUACCUCUUAAAUGGCAUCCUGGCUCAUACUGCUGUCCAUCUCCUCUCUGUGUUUUAUUUUGCUGAAGGUGACCACUACAUUCUUAACGGCGGCAAGUUCUGGAUUACUAACGGGCCGGAUGCUGACGUUCUCAUUGUGUACGCUAAGACAGACCCAGAGGCUCACCAAAAGGGUAUCACAGCUUUCAUUGUGGAGAAGGCAAGUAUUUAUCAUAGGAACUCAAACCAAACACUUUCCAUAUUUUGCUUACAAAAGCUUCACCAGUUAUGGACCUGUGCCUGUUUACACUUCAUUUUAUUAUGAACAAUAAUGGAAAUGGUUCUGUCAAAAGCUUCAACAUCUACAUGGUCUGAACAUAUUAGUAAAUUGUGCCCAACUUUUACUCCUACAGGGUACACCAGGGUUUAGCACGGCACAGAAGCUGGAUAAACUGGGUAUGAGGGGCUCCAACACCUGUGAACUUAUCUUUGAGGACUGCAAGAUUCCAGGUGUGUGCCGGUGGGUGGGUUGGUGUAUAUGUACAGUAUGUGACUGCCUGAGUAUAUGUAUGUGCCUGACGUGCACAUCUACGUAUGAGUUUUUGAAUUUCAAUGUCGUUUUUUCGAUUACAGAGGAAAAUAUCUUGGGCCCUCUCAACAAGGGUGUCUAUGUAAUGAUGAGUGGACUGGACCUGGAGAGACUUGUGCUCGCGUCAGGACCUAUCGGGUAAAUAUACAGUUGAAGUCGGAAGUUUACAUACGCUUAGGUUGGAGUCAUUAAAACUCAUUUUUCAACCACUCCACACAUUUCUUGUUAACAAACUAUAGUUUUGGCAAGUCGGUUAGGACAUCUACUUUGUGCAUGACAAGUAAUUUUUCCAACAAUUGUUUACAGACAGAUUAUUUCACUUAUAAUUCACUGUAUCACAAUUCCAGUGGGUCAGAAGUUUACAUACACUAAGUUGACUGUGCCUUUUAAACAGCUUGGAAAAUUCCAGAAAAUUAUGUCAUGGCUUUAGAAGCUUCUGAUAGGCUAAUUGACAUCCUUUGAGUCAAUUGGAGGUGUACCUGUAGAUGUAUUUCAAGGCCUACCUUCAAACUUACUUAGUACUUGGUGGCAAAACCCUUGUUGGCAAUCAGAGGUCAGACGUUUCUUGUAGUUGGCCACCAGGUUUGCACACAUCUCAGGACGGAUUUUGUCCCACUCCUCUUUGCAGAGCUUCUCCAAGUCAUUAAGGUUUCGAGGCUGACGUUUGGCAACUCGAACCUUCAGCUAACUCCACAAAUGUUCUAUGGGAUUAAGGUCUGGAGACUGGGUAGGCCACUCCAGGACCUUAUGUGCUUCUUCUUGAUCCACUCCUUUGUUGCCUUGGCCGUGUGUUUGGGUCAUUGUCAUGCUGGAAUACCCAUCCAAGACCCAUUUUCAAUGUCCCUCCUGAGAUGUGUGCAAACCUGGUGGCCAACUACAAGAAACGUCUGACCUCUGUGAUUGCCAACAAGGGUUUUGCCACCAAGUACUAAGUCAUGUUUUGCAGAGGGGUCAAAUACUUAUUUCCCUCAUUUAAAAUGCAAAUCAAUUAAUAACAUUUUUGACAUGCAUUGUUCUGGAUUUUGUUGUUGUUAUUCUGUCUCUCACUGUUCAAAUAAACCUACCAUUAAAAUGAUAGACUGAUCAUGUCUUUGUCAGUGGGCAAACGUACAAAAUCAGCAGGGGAUCAAAUACUUUUUUCCCUCACUGUAUAUCGACAUAACCUGAAAGGCCGCUCAGCAAGGAAGAAGUCACUGCUCCAAAACCGCCAUAAAAAAGCCAGACUACGGUUUGCAACAGCACAUGGGGACAAAGAUCGUACUUUUUGGAGAAAUGUCCUCUGGUCUGAUGAAACAAAAAUAGAACUGUUUGGCCAUAAUGACCAUCGUUAUGUUUGGAGGAAAAAGGGGGCAGCUUGCAAGCCGAAGAACAACAUCCCAACCGUGAAGCACGGGGGUGGCAGCAUCAUGCUGUGGGUGUGCUUUGCUGCAGGAGGGACUGGUGCACUUCACAAAAUAGAUGGCAUCAUGAGGAAGGAAAAUUAUGUGGAUAUAUUGAAGCAACAUCUCAAGACAUCAGUCAGGAAGUUAAAGCUUGGUCGCAAAUUGAUCUUCCAAAUGGACAAUGACCCCAAGCAUUCUUCCAAAGUUGUGGCAAAAUGGCUUAAGGACAACAAAGUCAAGGUAUUGGAGUGGCCAUCACAAAGCCCUGACCUCAAUCCUAUAGAAAAUGUGUGGGCAGAACUGAAAAAGCGUGUGUGAGCAAGGAGGCCUACAAACCUGACUCAGUUGCACCAGUUCUGUCAGGAGGAAUGGGCCAAAAUCACCCAACUUAUUGUGGGAAGCUUGUGGAAGGCUACCCGAAACGUUUGACCCAAGUUAAACAAUUUAAAGGCAAUGCUACCAAAUACUAAUUGAGUGUAUGUAAACUUCUGACCCACUGGGAAUGUGAUGAAAUAAAUUAAAGCUGAAAUAAGUAAUUAUGUUCUAUUAUUCUGACAUUUCACAUUCUUAAAAUAAAGUGGUGAUCUUAACUGACCUAAGGCAGGGAAUUUUUACUAGGAUUUAAUGUCAGGAAUUGUAAAUAACUGAGUUUAAAUGUAUUUGGCUAAGGUGUAUGUAAACAUCUGACUUCAACUGUACAUAUUCUGGACCCAAUGGCCCUUUUGGGUUUAUAACACAUGCCCAUGAGCAUAUUCUUUCUAUGUCUCAGUUCUUCAAUGAAGAAAAUGUUCCCCUCUUUCAGCAUUAUGCAAGCUGUGAUGGAUUUCGCCGUUCCUUACCUCCACAUGAGAGAAGCUUUUGGACAGAAGAUUGGACACUUCCAGGUGGGACAUCAACCAAAACCAAACAAUUCUCAGGCGGUCAAACAAAAAAGUCAAUUUGAUUCAAUUUUUAACAACCUACAUGUUUUUUCUCCUAUUUCUCUUGCAUAUACCACUUCCUUAUACGUUUUGAAGUGAGUCAAUUGAUGUUGGAGAGUGAAUGAUGCUAUAGCAUUCCAGAUGUAUGAUGAUGAAGAGGUAUAACCUUUUUGCCCUUUCUGGAAUUAAUGUUUUUUCCUUCCUACCAGUUGAUGCAAGCAAAGAUGGCCGACAUGUACACACGCCUGGGCGCCUGUCGACAGUAUUUGUAUAAUGUGGCGCGAGCCUGUGACAAGGGACACUUCAGUUCCAUGGUGAGAAGUUUCGACAAUAGCUAUGAUUUUUCCAGUAUGAAUUAAAUGUAAUGUGAAAUUCAAAAUGUAAUGUGAUAGAAAAAGCUUGGAUGGUACAGUAUUAAAUGAAAUGUAAUGUUGAAUUCGUAGAUGUAAUGUGUGGGGUGUCAUUGCAGGACUGUGCUGGGGUCAUCCUUUAUUGUGCUGAGAACGCAACUCAAGUCGCUCUGGAUGGAAUUCAGUGCCUGGGUAAGACCCAAGCAAACCAUGCACUUUAUAGAAAAUGUUUGAUCUUUGUAGCUAAUGUUUUCACUGGCAUGAUCAACUGUUUUAUGCUUGCGUUCACCCUAACUAUAAUCUCUCUGGGGUAGAGGGCUUGUUUUGUAAGUUGAUUUAUGUCAAGUAAUUGUCACGUUCCUUUACCCGCAGGUGGAAAUGGCUACAUUAAUGAUUACCCCAUGGGCCGUUUCCUGAGAGAUGCCAAGUUGUACGAGAUUGGAGCAGGCACCAGCGAGGUGCGCAGGCUCAUCAUUGGUCGAGCCUUCAACGCCAUGUACAAGUAG